AUGUCCCACGGCACAGUUCUGGAUGCCCUCUUCGAGCAUCAGGCAGACGCCUUUCGCAAUCUUGUCAACACAAAUCCCGACGAGCCAGCUCGACGUGCCGCCCGGAUUGCAUAUCGCGCUGAGAAUGAAGGGUUCUUUGCGUACGCUAAAGCGUGUUAUCGAUCCGCAGCGAAUAUGGAAGCAAAGGAAGCCAAGAAGCGGGCGACGAAAGAUGCAAAGGCGAAGAAAGUCGCAUACGACAAGGCCUUUCUUGUUGAGAGGGAAAAGAUCAUGUCAUUGACAGAUCUCAAUCGCCACUCGGCCGGAGUGCGGAAGCGUAUGAAUGCCGCCACACACAAAACGCUGGCCGAUGCUGCAGAGUGGGAAGCCAUCACUUCUGCGGAUAUCGCCAGCAAGCGACAAAAGAAAGCGCAGCUGGCGAGUCAACAGCGAGAAGCCUUCCGCAAAAAAGCCAGAGCCGCCAGGUGGCUGAGCGAUCGCAGGGAAGCGAGGCAGGACAUCGAAGACGAKUACCGCUACCAGGAAGGUCUGGCAAACGAAGCGGAUGGCAUGGCAGUCCGCAAGGUGAUUGGGCAGCGCAUCAAGAACGCAGCAAUCGACGCCGAGAAGCUACGUGUAGGGGUCGCAACGCUCCCUCAGGAGUUGUUCGCCCGUAUUCACGACCUUGUCUUCGAACCAGACAGACUGCCUAUCGCCAUGAUGGCUAUUUAUAGGCCACCUUCCGCAAUGCAAGUUGAUCGUCUAUCGCGCGCCGCUUAUCUCAAGGAGUACUACUCACACGGCAUUCACGACGAUAUGCAAAACAUCGAGAACUCUUGGAUCUACCUAGAAAAAUGGGUGGCUGGACUAUCUCGCCAAGCAAUCGUGGUGCUAAAGCCUGACUUAAUCGGUCUUUAUAUCAACGCCGAGCGAGUCAAGAGGGUCAAGUUCCAAUUGAAGAUCACGCGACUCAAGCCCACGGUUCACKAGAAGAGGGGAGAGCUGCGUGUCUCAAGAAUCCGCUGGUAUGGCACUGCGAACGAUUCACACCACGACGCAAAGAUGAGGUUCCAUGGGAUUGGCAUCUAG
Molecule: messenger RNA, 1068 nt
Organism: Ramularia collo-cygni
Lineage: Eukaryota; Fungi; Ascomycota; Dothideomycetes; Mycosphaerellales; Mycosphaerellaceae
Exons: 1
Coding region: 1-1068 (355 amino acids)
Source: RefSeq, a predicted model, not a curated record